Messenger RNA from Coffea arabica (coffee), 2411 nucleotides. RefSeq names its product protein NRT1/ PTR FAMILY 8.2. Gene Ontology annotation, biological process: oligopeptide transport; transmembrane transport. Gene Ontology annotation, cellular component: membrane. NCBI's taxonomy places the organism in Eukaryota, Viridiplantae, Streptophyta, Magnoliopsida, Gentianales, Rubiaceae. The record is from RefSeq and is a predicted model, not a curated record. Gene Ontology annotation, molecular function: transmembrane transporter activity.
CUGAAACAACUGAAAAUUCUUCCAGCAUUUGUGGGCGCAUGCUGUUGCUAGUGGGUAGCUUUUCCCUAGUCAUCCUAUUCCUUUUCCUCCCCAUGCUUCAGUUGACUAUUCCCGUCACUGUGUAGCUCAGCACAAGUAGUACUGGAGUUGGGACAAGGACGCAACUGUCUCCAAAAGUUGACGCUCAUGAUUCUCAUUCUGCAUUCUAGUAAACGUCCAAUCUUUGGGUUUUACUGAUUUUUAAUCAUCAACCUUAUUCGCACUUGUCCUCAUCUUUUCUGGGCUAAGGCUCUUUUUCUCAGCUACGUAAAUCUGACUGAUUAUUGCCCCGAGCAUACGCUCUCCUCUGCCUAGUCCCGCCAGCUUCAGGUUCAAGUAAUCUUUGAGUUCUGCCUUGGCUUUGCUGCUGCAAAAGCUUUGCAGUAGUCUACUCUUGUGGCAGGGAUUGGUAUCCAGAAAGCUAUGGCAGAGGAUGACUUGUAUACUAAGGACGGGACAGUUGACUGCCGUGGUAAUCCUGCCAAGAAAAAUGAAACUGGGACUUGGAGAGCCUGUCCUUACAUCUUAGGAAAUGAAUGUUGUGAAAGAUUGGCAUAUUAUGGAAUGAGUUCUAAUCUGGUGCUAUUUUUCAAGCAUCGACUUGGACAGCACAAUGCCACUGCUUCUAAAAAUGUAUCUGAUUGGUCUGGGACAUGCUAUAUCACACCCUUAAUUGGAGCAUUUUUUGCAGAUGCAUAUCUUGGAAGAUUUUGGACAAUUGCUUGUUUCUCAAUCAUCUAUGUUCUGGGGAUGACAUUGUUGACAUUAUCAGCCUCAAUCCCCGGUCUGAAGCCAACCUGUCAUGGAAAGGAAUCUUGCCAUGCAACAGGAACACAGAGUUCUGUUGUCUUUUUAGCUCUUUAUCUCAUAGCAUUGGGAACUGGUGGUAUAAAGCCUUGUGUAUCUUCCUAUGGAGCCGAUCAGUUUGAUGACACAGAUGAGGUUGAAAAGAAGCACAAGGCUUCUUUCUUUAAUUGGUUCUAUUUUUCAAUCAACAUUGGUGGACUUAUUGCUUCAUCAGUGCUGGUCUGGGUACAAGAUAAUGUGGGUUGGGGAUGGGGAUUUGGCAUUCCAGCCGUAACAAUGGCAAUUGCUGCGGUUAGUUUCUUUUCAGGUUCUCGAUUGUAUCGUAACCAAAAACCAGGAGGAAGCCCUUUGACGCGCUUGUGCCAAGUGCUUGUUGCAUCUUUCAAGAAGUAUAAAGUUGAAGUGCCUGAAGACAAGUCUUUGUUGUAUGAAUGCAAAGAUACUGAAUCUGCAAUAGAAGGAAGUCGGAAGCUUGGGCAUACUAGUGAUCUUGUUUUCUUUGACAAGGCAGCCGUUGAGAGGGAAUCUGACUAUAAAAGGGGCUCUGUAGAUCCUUGGAGACUUUGUACGGUGACUCAAGUUGAGGAGCUAAAAGCCAUAAUACGAUUGCUUCCUAUAUGGGCAACAGGUAUCAUCUUCAGCAGUGUGUAUGGUCAAAUGAGCACCCUGUUCGUCUUACAAGGAGAAACGAUGAAUACUUAUGUGGGACAUUCUACCUUCCAAAUCCCGCCUGCAUCACUUGGGAUUUUUGACACCCUGAGUGUCAUAUUCUGGGUUCCUGUUUAUGACCGAAUUAUUGUCCCGGUUGCCAGAAAGUUCACAGGUCACAAAAAUGGCUUGACUCAGCUUCAGAGAAUGGGAAUCGGGCUCCUCAUAUCGAUCUUUGCCAUGCUCUCAGCAGGGAUCUUGGAACUUGUUAGAUUACGCUAUGUGAAAAGACAUAACUCCUAUGAUCUUGAAGAGAUACCCAUGUCAAUAUUUUGGCAGGUGCCUCAGUAUUUCAUCAUAGGUUGUGCAGAAGUUUUCACAUUCAUUGGACAGCUGGAAUUCUUCUAUGAGCAAGCACCUGAUGCCAUGAGAAGUUUGGGUGUUGCUCUCUCCCUGACCACAGUUGCCUUGGGAAACUACUUGAGUUCCUUGCUUGUGACCAUUGUGACAAGAAUUAGCACAAAGAAUGGAAAACCUGGUUGGAUACCGAAUAAUCUUAAUCGCGGUCACACCGAUUACUUCUUCUGGCUCUUGGCUGUGCUAAGCGUGCUGAAUUUGGGAGCUUAUAUCCUCAUUGCAAAGUGGUACACGUACAAAAAACCAGUUGGGACUCUUCGCUGAUGAGGUAUACAAGGUGGCAAGUUUCCUCACUGCAGAAAGAUGCAUCCGUCAGAGUUGUUGAGAAUUUCAAACAUAUGUUCUUCAAUGACUGUUUGUUUGCAUAGAUGAAACAGUUUAUUGGGAUAUCACAAAUUACAAGAUUACAGCAAUUUCUUGACAGGUUUGCAUGGCAAUAUAUGAUGUAAAACAAGUGGUUGGGUCAAAGUAGACUUUUAGCUUGUUUUUACUACAUUAAA